AUGUCAUCGACUAGUGUGUUUACCGAUCAAAUCAAUACAGCGACAACGACGAUUGUAUUUUGUGUUUUAGUAAUUAAUUUCCUCUUAGGUUCAAUAAGUUUAGUAUUGAACAUUAUUAUCUUUACUAGACCGACACUUCGACGUCAACCGUGUGCAAUUUAUUUUCUUACGUCAUCGUGUCUCAGUUUAUUUGUUAUUUAUGUCAUUUUGCCGGUGCGAAUUGUUUCAAACAGUUUUAAUGAAGAUUUAGCGAAUUAUUAUCUAUUUGUAUGCAAAACUGAAUUUUUUCUCUUUUUCUCCAUUCGAGCGACAUCCUGCUGGGCGAUUCUAUUCGCGUGUAUCGACCGAUACUUUCACAGUUCAUCCAAUGUUAAUCUACGUCGAUUAAGUUCCCUAAAAACCGCGAAAAUCACCAUGAUUCUUACAAGUCUCAUUAUUUCACUUUCGUAUUCUCAUAUGAUUGUUUAUUAUACUAUCAAACAAACAGUAAAUCAGUACGGAACUAUAAGAGCAGUUUGCACGGAUCAAAAUGGAAAUUAUGCUACGUUCAUCGCAUUCUGGCAUAUGAUAUUAUAUUCACUCGGACCAACAAUUUUCAUGUUUUUAUUCGGAUAUUUAACGUUGCGCAAUCUUCGACAAGGUCGUCGAUUAGUUCCAGCGAUUGGAACUGAAAAUCAACGAAACAUUCGACGAACAGAUAAUCAAUUAUCCAGAAUGUUAGCAAGUCAAGUAUUUGUUAUUGUUAUUGCCACUUUACCAUUUUCAUUCUGUCGAAUUUAUGUUUCGCUAACGGAAAACAUCCCGAAAGAUACUUUGAGACUCGCACAGGAAAAUCUGGCGAUCAAAACUUUAGGCGCGAUGACGUAUUUUACACAUUCAACAACAUUUUAUUUAUACACUUUGUCGGGAACCCUUUUUCGACGAGAACUAGCGAAAAUUUGCCAGUUCAAAUGA
Adineta ricciae is the source of this 954-nucleotide messenger RNA. NCBI's taxonomy places the organism in Eukaryota, Metazoa, Rotifera, Eurotatoria, Adinetida, Adinetidae. The record is from the annotation of a GenBank genome assembly.